AUGGAUUACAAGCGUCAGUCUCCGGCCGCCGUAAAGGUGAAGCCGCGCCUCAUCAUCCACGGCGGAGCGGGCAACAUCAAGCCGUCGAAUCUGCAGCCGCCAGAAUACGCAGAGUACCGCCACGCCUUGCUGACGAUUGUCAGCAAAACAAACGCCUACCAAAACACCCCAUCCCUCACAAGCAUAAACACCACCACCACCAGCAGCGCCCUCCCCUCAGCCCUAGAAACAGCAACCCACGCCGUCACCCUCCUAGAAAACAACCCGCUCUUCAACAGCGGCCACGGCGCAGUCUUCACCCGCGACGGCAUCAACGAGCUCGAAGCCUCCGUCAUGGUCUCCCGCGGCUUCGCCAAGCGCGGCGUAGGCGUCACGGGGCUGCAACACGUCCGGAACCCCAUUCUACUCGCCAAAGUGAUUUUGGAGCACGGGGACGAGGAUUUGGGUGGCAAUCCGGAGAGUAGCCAUCCCUCUUCUUCGUCUCUGAGUACUGCUACUACUACUGCUGCUACUGGCAUCGACGCCCCUUCAGCACAGGGACACACCCUCCUCCACGGCGCCACAGCCGAGACCCUCGCGAAGAAGUACGGGUUGGACCUCGUCUCUACGGAGUACUUCUUCACCCAGCGGCGGUGGGAUGAACACAUCCGCGCCCUCGAGCGGGAGAAAGCAGGCCAGGGGUUGAGCACGUACAGCACGACAGAGUUCCUCCCGCAAGGCACCGUCGGCGCCGUGGCGCUGGAUGAAGAGGGCGUCGUGUGCGUUGCUACGAGUACAGGCGGGCUGACGAAUAAGUUGACGGGCCGGAUUGGGGAUACGCCUGUCGUCGGGGCCGGGUUCUGGGCUGAGGAGUGGGUUGAGGAAGGGGAUCCGACGGGGGCGUUUGCCCGCGCUGCUGGUGCUGGUGGGGAUGGGUUCCUUGUGUUGAGUGAGAGUUUGAAGGCGUUGAUGGCUGAUUGCCUUCCCUCGUUGAAGACUUAUUUCCCUUUGCCGAGCGGCGUAGCUGGUUUUGGUAAGGGGCUGAAGACCACGAGGGCGAUUGCAGCCUCCGGCACGGGCAAUGGAGAUUCCUUCAUGCGCGUCGCCGCCGGCCGGACCGUCGGCGCCGUGGCGCGGUGGAAGCCGCUUUCCGGGGCUGACGCCGUAUCGUUUGUUUCUGGCCCGGGCGGGGAGUUGCAGAGUAGUGCGGGUCCGCGGUGGAAGGUUACUGGCGAGGGCGAGGGCGGCAUCAUCGGGAUCGAGAUUGCGGUUACGAGGGACGAGGAGGGGAACGUUGUGGGUGUGAGGUCCGAGGUUCUGCAGGAUUUCAACUGCAAUGGGAUGUACAGGGCUUGGAUUGACGAUGAUGGCAAGGCGUAUGCCAAGAUUUAUCGGGAUGGUGUUGAGGGGGUUGAUGUGAGGGAGUACUCUGAGAAGUGGUGA
Messenger RNA from Colletotrichum phormii, 1422 nucleotides. RefSeq names its product asparaginase. Gene Ontology annotation, cellular component: cytoplasm. The coding region runs from base 1 to 1422 and encodes 473 amino acids. The transcript has 2 exons. The record is from RefSeq and is a predicted model, not a curated record. Gene Ontology annotation, molecular function: asparaginase activity; beta-aspartyl-peptidase activity. Lineage: Eukaryota; Fungi; Ascomycota; Sordariomycetes; Glomerellales; Glomerellaceae.